Messenger RNA from Papilio xuthus (Asian swallowtail), 793 nucleotides. RefSeq lists its product as uncharacterized. Lineage: Eukaryota; Metazoa; Arthropoda; Insecta; Lepidoptera; Papilionidae. Gene Ontology annotation, cellular component: nucleus. Bases 191 to 793 code for a protein of 200 amino acids. The record is from RefSeq and is a predicted model, not a curated record. The transcript is spliced from 5 exons. Gene Ontology annotation, molecular function: zinc ion binding.
ACGGUUUAAUGAUGGCAAUUAAAAUGACAAAUAAUAACCAAGUGACAAGCAAGUGACAUCUUUGCGUUUGGUUUUGUUGGUUUGUUUUGAAAUCACACUGGGAAUGGAAACAUAAAUAUUAGCAAAGUUUUGCUCUAAAAUAAUAUUAUUUAGACAAAACAAAGUUUACCAAUUAGAAACUAUUAGGGAAAUGAUGGUUACGUGUCGGGCAUGUCUUGAAACUAAUAAAGAAAUGAGAACUUUAGAUGAGCCAUUUGCUGUACAGUAUAAUUUACUAACCGAACUUAAGAUAUGUGUCGGUGAUAAAAUGUCGCAGCUAAUCUGCUGCAAUUGUUGGGAAACGGUGAAUUAUUUUAUCGAUUUUAGGAAUAGGUGUAUUACCUCAGAAUCUGUUAUGAGAAAUGCAAUAUUGAAUAUUGUGAAAGAUGAUCCUGAUAGUACAAUAAAUGAAAACUGUUUAAAUAGUGAAGUAAAAUCUGAACCUAAGGAAGAAUCAAUGGAUUCUAGUGCUUUCAACAAUAUUUAUGACAGUAAUAAUUUUGAGAGUAGUAAAACAUUUGAAAUACCAUUGUUUGCUAUAUCAAAUGUUACAUCACAAGAUGUUGCAAAUGAUUCAAAGACAGUGUUAAUGCGAAAAAUAAAACAACCUUUUAAUAUUGAAAAUGGAGUGAAAAUAAAGCGACUUUCUAAAAAGAAAAACAAAGUGAAAAUACCUUUGGAAAAUGAAGAAGAAAUAAAACAGGUCUUUGUAAAGCAUCAUUUGAAGACAAUAAAGAAUUAUUUGAUCACUUAG